AGCAACGAUACAGCCGGAAGAGCUUCGGUGCUUUCGGUCGCUGCUUAUCGUUUGUUGCUAUGGCAGCGGAUAUGGCACCGCUUCGGCUUCAGUCGUCACGCCAGCUAUAGCCGCUUCGAAGCGUCGCUCCGUCAGGGCAAGCGUCAUGUCGGAAGUCGUGUUACUCCGAGACUUUGAGGACGAUGUUCCCAAGGACUUAAGGAUCAGCUUCUGCGAGAGCUUGCCGCGGGAGGCGCUGUGCAUACUGUGUGAAAACGUGUCCGCCCGUCUGUACAAAGAUCGAAAGGGACACGGUUACUGCAGAUCCUGUCGUGAAAUGUGCAAGCGUGAAGAUAUGUUCCACUGCGCUACUUGCAAAGACGACUUUUAUGUUUGUGAGCUGGAGCAAGAGCCAUCCAUACACGAUGCGAUAAGGAAAGCUCGAGUUAUCUGUCCGAGGAGCAAUCCAGAUGAACCUGUGGAGAUCCCCUUUAAAGCCCUAACCGCUCACCUCAAGAACUGCCCUUGCAACGUUGUCGCAGCUCCUCUAAAUCGAUCCUCUGACUCGCGUUCAUCAGGAGAACAACAAUGCCCCAUUGACCGCACUGAUCCUCAAGGAGAAAGCAAGGGCUCCAAGAUGGCCCAAUGCAGUUACUGCAAAAAGGCGAUCCCUAAAAAAUCAGUGCAUCAGCACAUGGAAGACUGUCGUGAAAACCUGCAAAUGAGAUUGCAGCACGAUGAGACAAACUUCGAGCCUAAACAAGGAAAGAGUUGUAAGACCAAUGCACGACGUGACAGUUUGGGGGAUAUGUCAGAAGAUUUUUCAGAUGACCGAGACAUGCCUUCAUUUGAGGGUACCAAGGAAAAAACCGAGAAAUCAGCCUUCCCUACAGACUCCAUUGAGCUUUCUCAUCAGCUGGCUGAUGCCCUCGAUCAAAUACGCGACUUGAAGGAAGAAAUAUCAGAGCUUAGACAGGCAGCUGCUAAAACAAAGGAAGACGUUGAUUUUCUCAAUGUUGCAGUCCCGACAAUGCAAGAUGACAUGAGAAACGUUCAAAUCCAGUGUGAACAGCGCAUCUCGAAAUCAGAAAAGGCUGUCUCCAGUCUCGAGGAAUCACGCAAAUUCCUCCUGGAAACUGUGUCCCUUCUUCAAGAGGACACGAGGAAACAUCUGCAAGCAGUUCAGGAGAUGGUGCAGAACAUGACAGAAAAGCUUUCUCUCCCUGUGCAUGAUUUACAGCAAAAAUGCAACUGGCUGCAUGGUGCUGUCCAAGAGCUUAAGAGGAAAACGGAAAAGAUGCAAGAAGACUACUGUGAGCUUGUGCAAAACAUUUUUACACCUCAAGAGGAAACUAAGAAAGGCAAGAAAGGUUCAUCCUCUCGCUAAUAGUUUUCUCUGGAGGGCCACAAGUCCACGCCAUGUUUUCCUUAAAUUUGGCCCUUGAAAGGAAGAUGUUUUCUAUUAUUUCUUUUUGAUUGUUGUGCGGUAACUUACGCUUUACUUCUGCAUUUUGUGUGACAAUAAAUAAAUGAUCACAAUCGAA
This is a messenger RNA of Rhipicephalus microplus (southern cattle tick), 1523 nucleotides long. RefSeq lists its product as uncharacterized. The record is from RefSeq and is a predicted model, not a curated record. NCBI's taxonomy places the organism in Eukaryota, Metazoa, Arthropoda, Arachnida, Ixodida, Ixodidae.